Molecule: messenger RNA, 2486 nt
Organism: Columba livia (rock pigeon)
Lineage: Eukaryota; Metazoa; Chordata; Aves; Columbiformes; Columbidae
Gene: TMCC2
Product: transmembrane and coiled-coil domain family 2
Exons: 5
Coding region: 192-2243 (683 amino acids)
Biological process (GO): amyloid precursor protein metabolic process
Cellular component (GO): endomembrane system
Source: RefSeq, a predicted model, not a curated record
GGGGAUGCCGAUGCCGGCGGGUGCGGAGCCGCCGCGGCGCGGAGCCGCCGCCCGGCCCGGGCACGGCGGGGCAGGCGCGGGCGGGGCGGGGGCGCGCAGCCCGCGGGCCCCGCAGCGGCCGCCCGGGCGCUGCCCGCCGCCGCCGUUGCGGCCGUAGGCUCCCCCGCCUCCCGGGGAUACGGCGCUCCGGUAUGAAGCGGUGCCGGUCGGACGAGCUGCAGCAGACCGAGGAAGACCCCGGCGCCUCGGAGGAACCGCCCGGCCCCGCCGCCAUGGAGGCCAAGCCCGGGGAGGCGGUGGCCCCCGAGGCGGGCGCUGUCCUACCGCCGCGCACCAAACCCCCCGACCUGAAGAAAAUCCAGCAGCUUUCCGAAGGGUCCAUGUUUGGCCACGGCCUGAAGCACCUUUUCCACAGCCGCCGGCGGUCGCGGGAGCGUGAGCACCAGAACUCGCAGGACUCGCUGCCGCCGCACUACGGCGCUUCCGACCACGACUCCCCCGACGAGAAGGAGCGCUCCCCAGAGAUGCACCGCGUCUCCUACGCCAUGUCCCUGCAUGACCUCCCGGCGCGGCCCACCGCCUUCAACCGGGUGCUGCAGCAGAUCCGUUCCCGUCCUUCCAUCAAGCGCGGCACCAGCCUGCACAGCGGCAGCCGGCGGGCCAAGAGCGGCUCUUUGGAGCCCCAGAAAGGAAGCCCGCACCUCGGCCGUAAGGCCCCCCAGGACAGCAGCCUCACCGCCAUCCUGCAUCAGCACCAGGGCCGCCCCAGGUCGUCCUCCACCACCGACACUGCCAUCCUCCUGGCCGAGAGCGGGGCCGUCUACCUGCUCACCGAGGACACCGAGUGCCUGGCCGAUAAGCUGGACAAGGGAGACGUGACAGCGCUCAACCUGCCCUCCAGCACCGGGCACGGUGACACCGAUGGCCCCGUCUGCCUGGACGUCCCCGAUGGCACCCCCGACCCUCACAGGACAAAAGCUGCCAUCGAACACCUGCACCAGAAGAUCCUUAAGAUCACCGAGCAGAUCAAGAUCGAGCAGGAGGCCCGGGAUGACAACGUGGCCGAGUACCUGAAGCUGGCCAACAACGCGGACAAGCAGCAAGCCUCCCGCAUCAAGCAGGUUUUCGAGAAGAAGAACCAGAAGUCGGCGCAGACCAUCGCGCAGCUGCACAAGAAGCUGGAGCACUACCACAAGAAGCUGAAAGAGAUCGAGCAGAACGGCCCUUCCCGGCAACCCAAGGAUGUUUUCCGGGACAUGCACCAGGGUCUCAAGGACGUGGGCGCCAAUGUUCGCUCCAGCAUCAGCGGCUUCGGUGGCGGCGUGGUGGAGGGUGUCAAGGGAGGGCUCUCGGGGCUGUCCCAGGCCACCCACACCGCUGUGGUCUCCAAGCCGCGGGAGUUCGCCAGCCUCAUCCGCAACAAGUUUGGCAGCGCGGACAACAUCGCCCACCUGAAGGACACAUUGGACGAUGGGCACCCGGAGGAGGCUUCGCGGGCUCUGAGUGGCAGUGCCACCCUGGUCUCCAGCCCCAAGUACGGCAGCGAUGACGAGUGCUCCAGUGCCACCUCCGGCUCGGCUGCUGGCAGCAACUCAGGGGCAGGACCCGGUGGCUUGGGGAGCCCCAAGUCCAACACGCUGGACAGCCACCACAAUAACUUCGACACCAUCCUGGAGGAGCUCCGGGAGAUCAAGGACAGUCAGUCACACCUGGAGGACUCCAUGGAGGACCUCAAGGCCCAGCUGCAGCGGGAUUACACCUACAUGACGCAGUGCUUGCAAGAGGAGCGCUACAGGUACGAGCGCCUGGAGGAGCAGCUGAACGACCUGACCGAGCUGCACCAGAACGAAAUGACCAACCUGAAGCAGGAGCUGGCCAGCAUGGAGGAGAAGGUGGCCUACCAGUCCUACGAGAGGGCACGGGACAUCCAGGAGGCGGUGGAGUCCUGCCUGACACGGGUGACCAAGCUGGAGCUGCAGCAGCAGCAGCAGCAGGUGGUGCAGCUGGAAGGGGUGGAGAACGCCAACGCCCGGGCGCUGCUGGGCAAGUUCAUCAACGUCAUCCUGGCCCUGAUGGCUGUGCUGCUCGUCUUCGUCUCCACCAUCGCCAACUUCAUCACCCCCCUCAUGAAGACCCGCAUGCGCAUCCUCAGCACCGCCCUGCUUGUCCUCUUCCUCUUCUUCCUCUGGAAGCACUGGGACUCCAUCACCUACUUUCUGGAGCACAUCCUGCUCCCCAGCUGAGCUGCAGCCUGGAAAGCCACCCCCCGGGGUUUUCCGUUUCCCACAGAGGAGGGAGUUGGGGGGGCCAGUGGUUCAAAGCCUUCGGGUUUUUUCUUCACACGCUCAGUUCUGUUACUUUCCUGACCCUCCAUUCUCGCUGUGGCCGGCAGCGAUUGCUCAGAGCACGGCAUAUCGGAGCCGGGAUCCAUCAGUCCUCUGCGAUAUUUGGGGAGGGUGGGGAACAAAGAGCAGUUUUUGGAAGAA